GAAAGAGAGAGAAAAUCCCAAGCCCCACAUGGGGCUUGAUCCCACAAACCAUGAGAUCGUGACCCGAGCCAAAAUCAAGAGUCUGGAUGCUUAACUCACUGAGCCAUCCAGGUGCCCCCAGCACUUAUCACUUUCUAAGAGAGUUAUAUAACUUAUGACAUAUUUCCUGUCUCCCCAUAAAAUAACAGCUUUCCAUAGAACAGCAUCUAUAGAGAUGACAGGGGUUUGUCUUGUUUAUUGCUGCAUCCCAAGUAUCUACAACUGGGCAUGGUACAUAAUAGGUGCUCAGUAAAUAUUCUACGCAUACAUAUGAGAAGGCUUCUACUAUUUUUCGCUGUCACAUCAUACUGCUCUGCUCUUUAGUUGUCAGGACACAAAGAAUCUCUCUUCAGGUUGAAACUUGACUCUGGAAAACUCUGAAUGUGAAAUACUAACAAACAGAGCAUCCAGGGAGGAGCCUUUUUCUGGCACCAAAAGUCAGUACACUCUGGCAGUCACACAUCUUUCUCCUCUGGACAGGGGAGGCUGCAGAUGGUUGUGGGGUGCAGUGGCACUGAUAAGAGAAGAAACUAAGUCAACCAGCCUCACGGGGCAGAGAUCGCUGUAAACUCUGGGGAAGGAAAGAGAAUAAGGAGUCCUUCAGUUCAGAUUACCCCAUUCCCUCUAUCCCCUUUCUACACUCCGAAGCGGCAGCAACCAGGAGAGGACAGGAAAGAACACCAGCAGGGAUUUGGCCUCAGGCACCAUUUCCCCAGAGGUAAACGGAAUCGCAGGACUCUGCCUUCUCAAUCAAGGACUGCAAUCGUCGGUACGAAUGGAGAAGUGGGUACCAGUCAGACAAUCCUGAGAAUUCGAAACGGUAAAUCCUGGAGACACGAAAGCGAGGAAAGGUGUUUUGAGACUCCCUGAAAUUGGAGGAGGGCAGGCAGACGUGCACUCAGACUUUCUGGGGCUGCUCCCUGCCUUCUCCCUCCCUCACCCCUUUCCAAUGCGUGGGGACGCGCGGACCUUCGCCUUCCAAGCCGGCAGGACCAAGGCCGGCCGGGAGCCAGGGGCUCGUCAGCAUCGGGGGCAGGAGAUCCAAGGCGGCUCUUACUCACCUGCGGCUCCAUGUCUAGCACCGUGCCGCACGCGCCAGGGGACCACAAUAGAAGAGGACAGGGCGCCGGAACUCCUGGGACCCACGUUCUCUCGCCAGCUCGCGACACAAGGGACGCGCGCCCCGAACUCCAGCGAUUACCAGCCUAGCGCCACACCCGCCACUUUUGAAUUCCAACCGCCGCUACCCUUCUCACCUCCCUCCGCACUCAGGGGCCAAUCGUCGCCGUCGCCACAGCCGAGGGCCAAUCGCAGCGCCCUCCGCCUCCCGAGGCCACACCCCGCCAAGCCGGCACCUUGUCCUUCCUGCUUCGCCGGCCUGGGGAGGCCGCCUGGACCUCUCCAUCUGACCGCCACCGCGCCGCCACCACGGAGGCCAGCCCCGCUCAGCCUAUCGAGCUGGCCAGGCUCGGCAACGUGCUGGGUGGGACCAGCUCGCGGGGACAGUGCACGCAGGUGCGCGUGGAGGUCACGGAUCGCAGGAGCAGUUCCACCCUCCACAAGGUACUUCUUGAGAGAAUGUACCAGCACCACAUGAGGAGGAUUCUGUAAAGAUGAGUAUUUUCCUUCUUGCAGGAGUUUAUUUUUAAAAUGUUUUUCUUUCUUGCAGGAGUUUAUUUUUAAAAUGUAACCUGGCUUUAUGGUGGUAGAACAGUCUCAGAACUGUUUGUAUCAAUUUGCCAUUUAAGUUUAAAGUAAAAGACUGGUUAAUGAUAACAGUGAAUCAUAAAACCUUCAGAAGGAAAGGAGGUUUUGUGGACCAUUUGUGUGUGUGUGUGUGUGUGUGUGUGUGUGUGUGUGUGUGGCAGUUUUAAGUUACUCGUUUUUAAAGUCAGUACUUUUUAAUGGAAACAACUUGACCAAAAAUCUGUCACAGAAUUUUGAGACCCAUUAAAACAAAAGUUUAAUGAG
This is a messenger RNA of Felis catus (domestic cat), 2010 nucleotides long. Its product is annotated as early nodulin-20-like. The transcript has 3 exons. Bases 989 to 1636 code for a protein of 215 amino acids. The record is from RefSeq and is a predicted model, not a curated record. NCBI's taxonomy places the organism in Eukaryota, Metazoa, Chordata, Mammalia, Carnivora, Felidae.